This is a messenger RNA of Suncus etruscus (white-toothed pygmy shrew), 1731 nucleotides long. It is a transcript of the gene ARSI, whose product is annotated as arylsulfatase family member I. Bases 1 to 1731 code for a protein of 576 amino acids. Lineage: Eukaryota; Metazoa; Chordata; Mammalia; Eulipotyphla; Soricidae. The transcript has 2 exons. The record is from RefSeq and is a predicted model, not a curated record.
AUGGCCAUGCAUGCUCUCACCGGCUUCUCACUCAUCAGUCUGCUUAGUUUUGGCUACCUGUCCUGGGACUGGUCCAAGCCUAGCCUAGUGGCCGAUGGGCCGUCGGAGGUCAGGGAACAACAGCCUUCUGCUGCUCCUCUCCAGCCUCCCCACAUCAUUUUCAUCCUCACGGACGACCAGGGCUACCACGAUGUGGGCUACCAUGGCUCAGAUAUCGAGACCCCAACGCUGGACCGGCUGGCAGCUGAGGGUGUUAAACUGGAGAAUUAUUAUAUCCAACCCAUCUGCACUCCCUCAAGGAGCCAACUCCUCACCGGCAGGUACCAGAUCCACACAGGACUGCAACACUCCAUCAUCCGCCCACGGCAGCCCAACUGCUUGCCUCUGGACCAGGUGACGCUACCCCAGAAGUUGCAGGAGUUGGGCUAUUCCACACACAUGGUGGGCAAGUGGCACCUGGGCUUCUAUCGGAAGGAAUGUCUGCCCACCCGUCGGGGUUUCGACACCUUCCUGGGCUCACUCACGGGCAACGUGGACUACUAUACCUAUGACAACUGUGAUGGCCCCGGGGUGUGCGGCUUUGACUUGCAUGAGGGUGAGAGCGUGGCCUGGGGACUCAGUGGCCAGUACUCCACUAUGCUCUAUGCUCAACGAGUCAGCCACAUCUUGGCCAGUCACAGCCCCCAGAAACCCCUCUUCCUCUAUGUGGCCUUCCAGGCAGUCCACACACCCCUGCAGUCCCCACGCGAGUACCUGUACCGCUACCGCACUAUGGGCAAUGUGGCCCGGCGGAAGUAUGCGGCCAUGGUGACCUGCAUGGACGAAGCUGUGCGCAACAUCACUUGGGCCCUCAAGCGCUAUGGUUUCUACAAUAACAGUGUCAUCAUCUUCUCCAGUGACAAUGGUGGCCAGACAUUUUCGGGGGGCAGCAACUGGCCCCUCCGGGGACGCAAAGGCACUUACUGGGAAGGAGGGGUACGGGGUCUAGGCUUUGUCCAUAGCCCCCUGCUCAAACGAAAGCGCCGGACAAGCCGGGCUCUGGUGCACAUUACUGACUGGUAUCCGACCCUGGUGAGCCUGGCUGGAGGCAGUGCCUCUGUGGCUGACGGGCUUGAUGGAUAUGACGUGUGGCCUGCCAUCAGCGAGGGCAGAGCAUCGCCACGCACGGAGAUCCUGCACAACAUUGACCCACUCUACAACCAUGCACAGUAUGGCUCCCUGGAAGGGGGCUUCGGCAUCUGGAACACAGCUGUGCAGGCCGCUAUCCGUGUGGGUGAGUGGAAACUGCUGACCGGAGACCCUGGCUACGGAGACUGGAUCCCUCCACAGACACUAGCCGCCUUCCCUGGUAGCUGGUGGAACCUGGAGCGCAUGGCUAGUGCUCGCCAGGCUGUGUGGCUCUUUAACAUCAGUGCUGAUCCCUAUGAACGGGAGGACCUGGCUAACCAGCGGCCAGAUGUGGUCCGGGCCCUACUGACCCGCCUGGUGGACUAUAACCGCACAGCCAUUCCCGUUCGUUACCCGGCUGAGAACCCUCGGGCCCACCCUGACUUCAAUGGGGGAGCUUGGGGACCCUGGGCAAGUGAGGAGGAGGAGGAAGAUGAAGAGGAGAAGAAAGAGGGCAGGUCUCAAAGCUUCUCCUGGGGGCGCCGCAAAAAGAAAUGCAAGAUUUGCAAACUGCGGUCCUUUUUCCGUAAACUCAAUACAAGGUUAAUGUCUCACCAUAUCUGA